Molecule: messenger RNA, 8809 nt
Organism: Anolis sagrei ordinatus
Lineage: Eukaryota; Metazoa; Chordata; Lepidosauria; Squamata; Anolidae
Source: RefSeq, a predicted model, not a curated record
AGGAGAGGGAGGAGGAGGAGGGCUCCGCCUGGCUCCUGAGCCGGGGAUGGGGAACGCGGAGAGCGGCGGGGGUCCCGGCGGGGACCCGGGGAUGCUGCAGCCCCUGCUGCCCCCGGGGAAGGUGCCCAUGCCGGACCAGGGCGAGCUGGAGGAGCGCUUCGCUAUGGUGCUGAGCUCCAUGAACCUCCCUCCUGACAAGGCCCGCCUCCUGAGGCAAUAUGACAAUGAGAAGAAAUGGGACCUCAUUUGUGACCAGGAAAGAUUCCAGGUGAAGAACCCACCCCACACAUACAUCCAGAAACUGAAGAGCUUUCUUGACCCUGGAGUCACCCGGAAGAAGUUCCGCCGAAGAGUCCAGGAAUCCACCAAAGUACUGAGGGAGCUGGAGAUCUCUCUGAGGACCAACCACAUUGGAUGGGUGCGUGAGUUUCUCAAUGACGAAAACAAAGGCUUGGAUGUGCUGGUGGAUUAUCUCUCCUUUGCUCAAUAUGCAGUGAAGUUUGAUUUUGAGGGUCUGGAAAGUGGCGAGGAUGGACCACUAGAGAAGCUGAAAUCCUGGAGCAGGUCCAUAGAGGAUCUGCAGCACCCCAGUACCCUGUCUGCUCCCUACGCCAACAGCCUUGCUCGCUCAGCACGUCAGUCGGCCUUCCGAUACACCACCCUUCCCAGCAGGAAAGCCCUGAAGAACUCGCGGCUGGUGAGUCAGAAGGAUGACGUCCACGUUUGCAUCCUGUGCUUACGGGCCAUCAUGAAUUACCAGUAUGGAUUCAAUCUGGUCAUGUCACAUCCUCACGCUGUUAAUGAGAUUGCUCUCAGCUUGAAUAACAAGAACCCCAGGACAAAAGCCCUGGUGUUAGAACUGCUGGCAGCUGUCUGUUUGGUGCGGGGGGGCCAUGAGAUUAUUUUGGCUGCCUUUGAGAACUUCAAGGAGGUAUGCAAAGAGCAACACCGCUUCGAGAAACUAAUGGAGUAUUUCCGCAAUGAAGAUAGCAAUAUUGACUUUAUGGUAGCCUGUAUGCAGUUCAUCAACAUUGUGGUGCACUCGGUUGAGGACAUGAACUUCCGGGUUCACCUGCAGUAUGAGUUCACCAAGCUUGGUCUGGAAGAGUUCUUACAGAAGUCAAGACACACGGAAAGUGAAAAGCUACAAGUGCAAAUCCAGGCAUACUUGGACAAUGUCUUUGAUGUUGGUGGGCUACUGGAGGAUGCUGAGACUAAGAAUGUGGCACUGGAGAAAGUAGAGGAGUUGGAAGAGCACUUAUCCCAUUUGACAGAAAAGCUACUGGAUCUGGAGAAUGAGAACAUUAUGCGGGUGGCAGAGCUGGAGAAACAGCUAUUACAGCGGGAGAAGGAAUUGGAAAUUGUCAAGGAAACCUAUGAAAGUGCCAGCAACCAGGUGCACACGCUGCGCAGGAUCAUCAAAGAGAAAGAGGAGGCUUUCCGGCGCCACUACUCUUCGCAUCCGGCAGGGGGUGACCACUUGCCACUGCCACCCCCUCCAGAAGUGGAGAUCAACUUCAGCGACAUCCCCGAGGAUGACCUCCGUCUCCCGGCCCUGCCUCCCAUGGAGGCUGCCCCUCCACCCCCGCCGCCUCCUCCUCCGCUUCCCCCGCCUCCUCCUCCACUCCCAGAUAAGUGUCCGCCGGCCCCACCGCUCCCUGGUACAUCUCCAGCCAUGAUCCUGACUAUGGGAUUAUCAGCAAUCCGGAUUAAGAAGCCCAUCAAGACCAAAUUCCGCUUGCCGGUCUUUAAUUGGACGGCGCUGAAACCUAACCAGAUUAGUGGCACAGUCUUCAGUGAACUGGAUGAUGAGAAGAUCUUGGAGGACCUUGAUCUUGACAGAUUUGAGGAGCUCUUUAAGACCAAAGCCCAGGGCCCUGCCAUCGACCUCCUCUGCUCCAAGAACAAGGCAUCCCAUAAAGCUGCCAACAAGGUCACUCUGCUGGAGGCCAACCGGGCCAAGAACCUGGCCAUCACUUUGCGAAAGGCGGGCAGGACCUCAGAGGAGAUCUGCAAAGCCAUCCACACGUUUGACCUGAAGACACUACCGGUGGAUUUUGUGGAGUGCCUCAUGCGCUUUUUGCCGACAGAGAAUGAGGUAAAGCUGCUGCGUCAGUAUGAGAAAGAGCGGAAACCACUGGAAGAGCUCUCGGAUGAGGACCGCUUCAUGCUCCACUUCAGCAAAGUGGAGCGCCUGACACAGCGCAUGGCCAUUAUGGCCUUCCUAGGCAAUUUCAGUGAAAACAUCCAGAUGCUCAUGCCGCAACUAAGCGCCAUCAUUGCUGCUUCAGCAUCUGUCAAAUCUUCUCCGAAGCUCAAGCGUAUGCUCGAGAUCAUCUUGGCCCUUGGAAACUACAUGAACAGCAGCAAACGGGGUUCUGUAUAUGGUUUCAAGCUACAAAGUCUUGAUCUGCUAUUGGACACUAAGUCAACUGACCGAAAGUUGACACUCCUGCACUUCAUUGCUAUGAUGGUGAAGGAAAAAUACCCAGAGCUGAGCACCUUCUGGCAGGAACUGCACUUUGUGGAGAAAGCAGCUGCAGUGUCCUUGGAGAACGUGUUGCUGGAUGUCAAAGAGCUGGGGCGUGGCAUGGAGUUGAUCCGGCGGGAGUGCAGCUUGCAUGAACACAGCAUCCUGCGCAGCUUUCUAAGUGCCAACGAGGGGAAACUGGACCGACUGCAGAAAGAUGCCAAGACUGCAGAGGAGGCCUACAACACAGUUGUGCGCUACUUUGGUGAGAGCCCCAAGACCACACCACCCUCCGUUUUCUUCCCAGUCUUUGCACGCUUCAUCAAAUCCUACAAGGAUGCAGAGCUGGAAAACGAUCUGCGCAAGAAGCAGGAACAAGCCCAGAGGGAGCAGGCGCUGGCCCAAGAAGCCAAGAGGCUGGAGAAGUUGCCUUUGCAGCGCAACAAGUGGCAGCAGCAAGAACUGAUUGCUGAAUUGAGGCGGCGCCAGGCCAAGGACCACCGGCCUGUCUAUGAAGGCAAAGAUGGAACCAUUGAGGAUAUAAUCACUGAGUCCUGUAUGCCCUGCCUUUCCAACUGGCUCAUGCUGCAUCCAAGGCCCAGUCCAUGUUCUCUUUUGCCAAAGAAGCAACAGACAUCCAUUCCAAGAAUUUUUUCCCCGAAUGGAAGAACCAAAGGGACAAUUAGGAAGUGCCUUACUGCGACAGUAUUAUUUUUAUUCUCUUAUUAUUUAAGGUGUAUUUUUAAUCUGUACAUAUAUGACCAUUCCUAUCAACCCUUGUUCCUGCUCUCCCUUACUGAGUCAGCUCUGAAAGAUGAGACUGUCCUUUGGCUUUUUUGGAAGUGCCUUUGGCCAGCAGGAAGCUGACGCCUCCUUUCUGUGAGUGUCAGUCCUUUGCGUUGUCAGACCAGAAUUGCACUUUGACCUUUUCCAUAACGUGUCUUUUAAGUGAAUGGAGACAAUGGUGAACUGUUUCAGUAGCAGCUGACAUCGGGAUUGGGUUCGAGUCUUGUGGACUAACUGCUGUUUUUCAAGAGCCAUCUUCAGCAAUACUUCGGCCUCCUCAGAACAGGCCAUGUUCUGCCCAUGAGGAAUUUAAAAGGGCGGCCUUGAAAAACCACUGAAACCUUUCUUCAGAAACAAAGAAAAACCCAAGUCUUCAGACCAACUGCACAAUAUAAAUCUGAUACCGGCAACAGCAGAAAAAUGACCAUGGGGGUGGGGUGAACCCUAGAUAAUUGCUAGAGAGAUCCGGGGCAAGUUACUCCUGGCAUUGCCCAAGAAACACAUGAACACAUACACGCUAUCAUUACUGUUACUAUUUUUCAACGGACCAAAUUUUGCUUCCAGUUCAUCUGGGUUUUUUUUUAGAUACAACUUUUCUCAGUUGCUGGACCAAAGAUGCUGCAAGGCUCUCCAGACCAAAUCUAGGACAACUCAUUGAAGCCCUUUGCCACUCCCACCCUGAAAAAGCACCAAUGGUUCAAUUCCAUUUAGAUGCUAUCCUCAGGGAGAAUAUUCCAAUCUCAAAGACAUUUGACACCCAAGUUGGAAAAUUUAGAUCUUAGACUGAGAAUUCUCUCCAUGAACCAAAGCAGGUCACAAAACCAGCAAGUGAGAUGUUUGCAUAAUUAAAGCUGCGUUGAGGGCAUUCAUGGUCUACAGAGAAGAUGGACACAGGACAAGUGGAGCAACCAAAUGACAACUUUUACCACUAGUUAGAAACCACUUGGCAGCCUUUCUCCAAGUGCCAGCCUUGUUUGAAAUGAAUGGAAUGAAGACCUUUCUGUUUCAUUGAGUCUUGCACUGUAAUAUAUCUCAGUAGAUCUUAUCUCAUAAUUCAGAUAUUCUCCACUCUUCCAUUUGGAAGGUUGCCCCAGAUUUGCUGCCAUAAAAGACUACCUCUGGCUCCUUUAACAUUUACCACUGUCGCUCUGCUGAUGUCUACAACUUGGGCCAUGAUGUUUUUUCAGACAAUCAGAACAAGAAAGCUUGCUUCAUCUUUUACUUGCUUGGAUUUUUCUUCUCCACCUGACCAAAGAUUUUUUUACUUGUGAUAUAUUAGAACUGCAGAAACCAUAAGGAUGAAGCCAUUGGACAAUGAAAGAAGGACUGCUUCUUCUUCAGUUGUUUUUAAUUCAGGGAAGUUACAAGUUCUGCUCCAAUCACCUUGGGGUUUUAAACCACUUCUCUGGAACCGGGAAUCAAUCAGAUUGGCCUUCUCAAAGCUGGUGCCCUCCAGAUAUUUUGAGCUACAACUCCCACCAGUCCCUGUAACACAAGUUGGGAAUGAUUGGAAUCAUAAUUCAAUACCUUGUGUCAGAUCGUGGGUUGACCAUCCAAAACACUCUCUAGGUAAAACUGGCAUUAAUAAGGUAUUGUGAUGUUAUCUUUGUUCCUACAUUAAAUUCUGAAUGCAGAACCACAUUUUUUUUAAAGCCAGCCAAGGUGAGGAAGACUUUUUAAAAACAGACUAUUAAUAUUUGACUUUCCCUUCUGUAUGAUCACUAGGGACCAUGGGGUUUGACUCCAUAGAAGAUCCUUUUUCAUACCAGAAUGCUCCACUGUGACUUUGCUCAAAAAAUCAAUUGGAGGAGUAAUACAGAUUGCCAAAGAACUGUGCUUUCUGUAUAUAAACAAUGUCAAAAGAUUGCAUUGACUGUAGUUGGAAACUGGAAGCCUUAUGAUUGAUAACAACUCAUCCCAGGAAAAUAUGUCUUUCUUUGGAUUAGGCCUCUCUGUUGAGCUUGCACUGGUGGACUUGAAUCUGCAUUAAAUACGACCUGGGGUGAAGGCCUGUGAUUCGGGGGAGCUUCGAGGCCCUGGCAGAACACAGCCUCUCUGUGAUGUAGAACAGGCAUCCUCAAACUGUGGUCCUCCAGCUGUUUGGGCCUCCAACUCCCAGAAGCCCUAACAAGCUUGUUCAAUUGUCAGAAAUUCUGGGAGUUGAAGGCCUAAGCAGCUGGAGGACCACAGUUUGAGGAUGUCUGAUGAAGAGCAUUGUUUCAUCUCCUUCAGCCUGCCCUUUGGGUUAUUAGUUGGAACCUCUAACACCUUGGGAUUUACUAUACAUUAUUAAAGAGGUUUAGAGUAUGGAAAGGUAGGUAUGACAAAGUCAGGAGAGACCAACUGCUUGCAUAGGAGAGAAAUAAGAUAUAGUUCUUAAAGUGAGGCUUUGCCAGAGGUAGGAGCAUAUAUUCCUCCAGAUUUUGUUGGACUUCAGCAUCCACAAUCCCUCACUUUGGGCAAAGAUAGCUAGCAAUAAUAUAGUCAAAUCACCCAACAACAUCUGGAAGGUCACAAAUUCACACACACACUGUCAUAUAGCACGUGACAAUGGAUUUGACUUCAGGCCACCAUAUCUUAUAAAGUGCUGGGAGUAAAGGUAAAUGAUUCCACUUAGCAUCAGGAACCUAAGCAACAUGUACACAGCCAUGUGCUCACUGUCCAGGUAGGUUAGGCAGGUUGGGAGAAGUAACUAGGUGGAAGCCAUUUCAAACAGAUCUCAUGUCUUUUGCCAAAUGGUUGUCUUCUUGUAGAUGUACAAGGGCUUGGUUAAAUACAUGCCUGAUUACCUCAAAAUUGGAACGAUGCGUUUCCAGGAACACUGAAGUAAAAAAGGUUCUGCUCCCACUUGUAGGUGAAGACUUGGGUGACUUACUUGCCAUCUGAAAGCAGGGGAUGAGGUGCCACUAUGAAACAGUGUAUGUGUAUGUAUUGUCGAAGGCUUUCAUGGCCAGAAUCACUGGGUUGUUACAGGUUUUUCGGGCUGUAUGGCUGUGUUCUAGAAGCAUUCUCUCCUGACGUUUCACCUGCAUCUAUAACAGGCAUCCUCAGAGGUCUCACAACCUCUGAGGAUGCCAGCCAUAGAUACAGGUGAAAUGUCAGGAGAGAAUGCCUCUAGAACACAGCCAUACAGCCCGAAAAUCGUACAACAACCCAGUGUAUGUGUAUCAUUGGGAGAGGCAAAUUCGUAUGUGGAAUCUAUUUGGCAGUAUGCUUAAAAUAGAGGGUGGAAAUGUGGGGAAUUAUGAGAACUGGAAAGUAUGUGCAGCCUAGAAAGAGAAAGAGCAGGUGUGCGAAAUAUUUGGUUGAAUACCAAUUUAAUUAUAGUUACAGGAUGCCCAUUAAUAUCCUUGAGUCCUCAGUCAUAAAUACCUGAAGUCCAGUUGAUUUCAAUGUGCCUCCGUUGAAUGACUAAAUUAGUUAUCUUCUGCAACGGCUCCACUUAGGUUGUCUGGUCUGGCCUUGGGUGCAUCAUUCCUAUCCCAGUCCUCCUCAGUACUUUACUAAGAAAUAUGUGAAAUUCAACUUAAUUGGGUUCCAAAUGCAAAGCUAGAUUCUUGGUAGUCAGACCCAAUUAGUCAUUUGUGGAAUUGUGAGUCAGCACUUAAAUUGCAUUGAUUAAAUUGUCCUAUAUAAGUGGGUGCUAACAAUGGGAUUCGCUCCCAAUUUAGCAUACAAUUUUCAUUGUGCAUAAGCUAUCACCAAAUAACAUGGGUGAGCCUAUAGGAUAGGCAACCUUUUGACUUCUCUGAAGGAUUGUCUUGGGUCACAUAGAAAAUAUGCAAACACUAACUGAUGAGCAAAAAGGUUAUGUACAUUUUUUGAACUGUUAGCAGUUAUAAUGUGAAUUAUGGAUAAUAAUCCAAUAUUUGUAGACACAACAUACUCUGAUUAUUCCAUUCCAUUGUCAUCUACAAAGUUUGCGCUCAAGAACCACACAAUCAGUUACCAAAAAAGCCAUGUUUUAACGAAGUUUACAAUUUUGUGUCAGGCCGCACUUAUAGGCAUCUUGGGCCACAUGCAGCCCAUGAUUGUAGUCUAAAAUAAAACACAUUUUGUUAGCCUUUUUUCUACAUUCAGCUGUUACACUGAGAUUCCAUUGGGCUAAGUUCUCAUUUAGUCCCGACUAAACGUAUUUAUUUCUAUAAUUUCUUCAUUGUGGUCUCUGUGAGGAACAGCACACUAUUGAACAACAUAUUGAAUGGGGUCAUUCUUGUUGGGACUAAUCAAUAUAAUGCUAGUUAUUGUAUGAGAACUUAUACUUUUUGGGUUGUUGCAGGUUUUUCAGGUUAUAUGGCCAUGUUCUAGAAGCAUUCUCUCCUGACAUUUCGCCUGCAUCUAUGGCAGGCAUCCUCUGAGGUUGUGAGGUCUGUUGGACACUAGGAAAAUUGGGUUUAUAUAUCUGUGGAACAUCCAGAGUGGAAGAACAUCCUUGUUCCUUGCAUGGAGUCAGCGGUAUUACUGCAUGGCUCUUUGGAUGGCAUGAAGAGUUCUGCUUUCUAUUUUAUCCUGUGAUAAAUGGGAAAGCCAAUCACACUUUGGCCAGAAGCUUUACAUAUCAUAUCUGACUAGGGUAGUAGUUCUCAACCUGUGGGUCCCUAGGUGUUUUGGCCUACCACUCCCAGGAAUCCCAGCCAGUUUACCAGCUGUUAGGAUUUCUGGGAGCUGAAAGCCAAAACAUCUGGUUGAGAACCACUGGGACUAGGGAUUUGAACUUCUCCAGCCUCCAACCCCAACAUCCAGCAUUACAAAGUAGUAACUCUGGCCUUCUCCGAUUACCAGAUGCCAGGGGACAAAUGCCAGAGUAGCCCUUUGGCUGCCUGAAGGUAAUUGGUCAGCUCUGCUGAGAAACAAGAAAGGUGGGGAGAUUGACCGUGCUCUGGAUCAGAACUGGAUGUGUUUCUGUGAACCAGUAAUGCCCAUGAGAAUAGUGGUUUCCUUAAAAAAGCAGCCUUCAAACAAGACAGAGAUCUUUGUUAAGAGAAUGCCAUGAGUCCUGCAGACUUGAGAUUUGACUCUUGGGGGCGGGUUCACAUUAUUUUUCCUGGCACAGGGUCAAGUGUCUUGGCUUCCUGCUUUGCACACUCAAGACACAGAAGGCACACAGAAAUAUAUUCUUAUUCUAGGGCCGAAAUGUCAGCUCUACAUCUAAGAGACAAUAUCAACUGAACAAUGAACACAAUAUUUUAAUGCUAAUUGUAAAGACUGUGGAAGCUGAGCCUCAUUAGCUUUACUUUAUGGAGCAAACACUAUUGCGUUUCUGCAGUAAGCAAAAGGGACCAACCACCCUCUCCCCAAAGAACCUUAGCCACAGAAGAUGGGCAAGGCUUUUCCUGGAGUUGCCUCUGGGCAGUUUACAGUGUAUCCAUUCCAGUGUAACCUCCUUCUUUGUUUGCGUGUGUAGUUAGAUGUAACUUUUUUGUAUGUGAAAUAUUAUGGAGUAUAUUGCAAGCCAGUGCCUCCUUUCCCCACCCAAACUUCCUUGAACUGUACAGAAUUUUUACUAAUAGGAGAAAAAGGGUGGGGGAAAUAAAAACAAAAAUGAGGAUCUAA